Syngnathus acus (greater pipefish) is the source of this 1023-nucleotide messenger RNA. RefSeq lists its product as uncharacterized. The coding region runs from base 118 to 747 and encodes 209 amino acids. The record is from RefSeq and is a predicted model, not a curated record. Gene Ontology annotation, biological process: positive regulation of proton-transporting ATP synthase activity, rotational mechanism; regulation of mitochondrial ATP synthesis coupled proton transport; peptidyl-lysine trimethylation. Lineage: Eukaryota; Metazoa; Chordata; Actinopteri; Syngnathiformes; Syngnathidae. The transcript is spliced from 6 exons. Gene Ontology annotation, molecular function: protein-lysine N-methyltransferase activity. Gene Ontology annotation, cellular component: mitochondrion.
CGAGUGGCCGGAAAAGUGUGCUCAUAGGCCGGCUACGGUGGGAGCUGCCCUCCCCCGAUAUGGUGGCUCGGGCGUUGAAGUCUACGCAGUACAGUCGCUCCAGAAGCAGAAUUGUCAAUGGAAGACUCCAUCGAAGUGAUCCUGCAGGUCCUUCCUUUGAGCAAUCCUCAUCCGGUGUUGUCGGCCUGCACUGGUGCCCUGUUCACAGGCCUCUAUGGAGUAUGGAGCCUCUUCACCAUGCCCGGCUUCCGGAAAAUCCCGCACAACCUCAAGGUGCCCUAUUUGCCCUCCUGUAAGGAUCAGACAUGGAACAUCAUGAAGCUGCUUGAUGGCCGCACAGGUCGCUUAGCAGAUCUGGGAUCAGGAGAUGGGAGAGUGGUGUUUGCUGCCUCCUCUGCUGGCUUCAAGUGCACUGGCUUCGAAAUUAACUCCAUUCUUGUUGCGUAUGCCAGGGCAAAGGCCCAUUGGACCGCAUUGCCUUCCAGCCAGGCUACCUUUGUUAAAAAAGACUUUUGGAAGACGGAUUUAUCACAGUACAACAACGUGACGGCUUUUCUUGCUACAGGAGUGAUGGAAGUGCUCGGAGAGAAGUUGCUGAAAGAGCUUCCUGACGAUGCACGAGUCAUCGCUUGCCGCUACCCUUUCCCCGGCUGGACUCACCAGUCCACUCUCGGCUCAGGACUUAACCAAACGUGGGCCUACGACAUUGGCACUGUGAGGUCCAGUCUGAGGCAAAAUGUCAAAUAAUGUGAGGAAGCAGGAGGUCACUCAGGUGACCCUCAGUUGUGCAAUGCUUUUUUUCAUUAAUUCAGAUUAGGAUGAUUAUUUAAGGGACUGAAUGUUUGGAGUAUAUCUGAAUGUCCUGCAUGAGUCAGCAAUAAGACAAAUCAUUUGCUGCUCGCAUGUAAAUUUUAAUAUGUGAAAAACUAGCAGGUUAGCUUUUUUUUUUUUUUAGUGUGGUUCUUUAACACAUCUCAUUUGUUUGUCCUAAUUACUUUGAAAUUAAAUAUGAAAAUACUGUAA